CGGCUACCGGGACGCAGCUGACCGAGCAGCUCUGACAAAACAGACAACGUGUGAAGACGCUGCUGGGCUGAUGACAGACAUCCCAGGAGGAUAUGAGGAAGGAGUGGCGGCUCGUUUCUGGUUCUCAGAUGAAAAGAGUUUUCACCUUGACAUGUCAGCAGAGUGACACCUCUGUCCUGUCCUCCAUCUGUGCGUGCUGACACACUGAUGUCCAAACUGGGAGGACUGGGGGCCGAACGCGACGCAGAAGCACGAGGACGGUAACACGACCCCGACUGGACGCUUUUCCUUCCUGAUAUAAAAGAGCUGCAGGCUGCAGAGGGACAGAGAGACACAGAGAGACAGAGGGACACGGAGAAACUCAGAGAGACAUAGAGAGACACAGAGGGACACGGAGAGACACAGAGAGACAUAGAGAGACACAGAGGGACACGGAGAGACAUAGAGAGACAUAGAGGGACUCAGAGGGACACGGAGAAACUCAGAGGACCCAAAUCUGACCCAGAACCUCCAAGCUUCAUCAGGAUGGGACUGCUGAGUGUGGAAGAACUGGUGACCAGUAAGAGGUCAGAGGGCAAAGAGCCCAGCGACUUCCAGGGGGGCGAGUACGAGGCGGCCGUCAACCAAGAGAAGCAGGAUGACUGUCGGUCGCUUCAGGAGCUGCCAGGGGAAGGCAGAGCUUCAGAGGAAGAGGUCAGCGUGGUGGCUCUGAACACGGACAGAAGCGGGAGGCUGAAGCUGGAGACGGUGGACGAUCUGUUCAACAUCCUGCAGCUGAGGAAGAGGAGGAAGGAGAGGAAGUCUUCUGUGUUCAAGAAAACUGAACCGGAACCGGAACCAGUGCCAGAAACGGUGGAUGAGCAGCUGUUCCUCACGGCGGUUAUGGAGAACAAACUUCCUGUGGUGGAGAAGUAUCUGGCCAACAGAGGAAACCCAAACGCAGCCGAUAACUUCCAGAGAACUGCUCUGCACAAAGCUUCCUUCAAAGGACAUGUGGAGGUGAUGAGGAGACUUCUGGAGGCCGGUGCUGCCUUAGAGCAGAAAGACAAGCUGGAGGCCACAGCCGUCCAUUGGGCCUGCAGGGGAGGCAACCUGCCAGCCCUGCAGCUCCUGCUCCACCAGGGAGCCAAGUUCACCAGCAGAGACAAGUUGCAGAGCACGCCUCUUCACGUCGCUGUGAGGACCGGACACUGUGAGUGCGCCGAGCAUCUGAUCCACUGCGGAGCCGACGUCAACGCCAGAGACAGAGACGGAGACACACCAAUGCACGAUGCUGUGAGGAUAAACCGAUUCAAGAUGAUCAAGCUGCUGAUGAUGUACGGCGCCAGCCUCAGCACCAAGAACAGCGUAAGUCCCAUCGGUGCCGCUGGACUCCAGCAUGGGUCCAGGUCCAGUAGAGCUCAGGCUGGUCUGCUGCUUCUCUGCAGGAUGGAAAAACUCCAAUGGAGACGCUGUAUUCAUGGCAGAACGGAGCCAAGAGCCUGCUGUGUAACUUCAACGAGGAGAAGCCCUGAUGUCCUGGACUGUCUGCAGGAAACAGACGAUUCAGGGAUCUGAACCGGCAACCCGCUGGCUCAUUAGACCUUUGGUCUCCAUCAGGGAACAUUCACCGACAAUGUGAAGUCCAAGCAGGAAGAGUUUUGUCUCUUCAGAGUCAGCUGGACGCUGCUGGUCGGUGUCCAGCUGACAGAAGAUGAUUUCUUCAGUUUUUCUUUAUUUAAUAUUGAGCUGAGUUGAGUUCAGUGACGAUGCACCAGAAGGUGAUUAAUUUAUGGAUGAAUGAGACCUUUAUUUAUUGCCAGAUGUGAUUUAGCUCUAGCAUUGAGCGGCUCGUUGUGUUGAUCUGCACCUGAAGCAAAUUGUCUGCUUUUGUGCUGUUUAAGGGAAAUAAGUCAGAACAAAGUAAGUUUGAUCUCCAGGUUGGACAGAGUCUCUCUCCUUUCCUUCUAGUUUUUAUUCAUUCUGAUGAUCUGUUAAUGUAAAGUAAGGCCGUCCUGAUAGAUUGUUCAAAACGUUCUCCCAUCAGGCGACCAUUACGAUAUUCAGGCUCCUCUAAUUAUGACGCUGAUGAACAGAGAGACAGAGUUGGAAAGCUGCUGAUGGUUCAGAGGAAGUUUGACAUGGAAAGUUAUUGAAACAAAUGGAUUUUGUAAAAUGUCUGUAACUGUUGGUUUUUAUUGAUUGAAAUAUAAAUAUUUAAUAAACUCAUCUUUGGUUUAAACUUGUUUUAUUCU
This is a messenger RNA of Gambusia affinis (western mosquitofish), 2234 nucleotides long. RefSeq names its product ankyrin repeat domain 1a (cardiac muscle) (gene ankrd1a). Gene Ontology annotation, biological process: regulation of transcription by RNA polymerase II. NCBI's taxonomy places the organism in Eukaryota, Metazoa, Chordata, Actinopteri, Cyprinodontiformes, Poeciliidae. Gene Ontology annotation, cellular component: nucleus. The coding region runs from base 526 to 1557 and encodes 343 amino acids. The transcript is spliced from 9 exons. The record is from RefSeq and is a predicted model, not a curated record. Gene Ontology annotation, molecular function: RNA polymerase II-specific DNA-binding transcription factor binding.